AUGAUCAGCAGAUCCACGGAUCCCGGUCCUGACCGGCUCUACUCACCAGAUUCAGGGAGUCCCGCUGUGGUCCGGCCCGCCGUGCCCCUAUCUCGCCAUCUUAUAUUCGGGCAGCACGCAGCCUCGAGUGGCCUUGCACCUGUCCCGCUGUCCCUGGCGGACCCGUUCUCCAUGAAAGCCUUGGCUCCCGCAGACGUGCUGAGGCCCUUCAGGGCCUCUGAUGGGGUUGAGCUGGAGGUCGGCCUGCACACGCAGCCUGGACGGUCAUGGCUGCGUUUCCUGUCGGGUUCGUGGAUUUCAGAGAUGAACUUGACGUGGAUGAGACGCGACCUGAAGCUGGAUCAGCUGAUCUCAUCGACUCCGGAGGGACGGAGGUGUCUGUCGGUCUCAGGAGGAGGACACGUGGACUCUCAAGUCCUUUUUUGUGUGUGUGUACUUUUUUUUCUGGCAUGUCUCCAAACCUGUGACGUCACCUCUGUCUUCCAGCUGGUAUCAGUCGUCCUCCUGGUCCUGGCUCCGCUGUCCACCAGCGCCAUUCUGGUGACCAGCACGGACCCCGCCCUCCCCGCUGACUGCAACGACAUCCAUCGCCAUGACAACAGCCGACCCAGCGGGGUGUACACCAUCUAUCCCAUCGGAGCCACAUCUGCCGUCCAGGUGUUCUGUGACAUGGAUUCUCAAGGAGGACGAUGGACGGUGUUCCAGAGGAGGAUAGACGGCUCGCUGAACUUCUACAGGCCCUGGAGUCAGUACAGGACGGGCUUCGGUAACGCUGCCGGAGAGUACUGGCUCGGUCUCGAGGUUCUCCAUCACCUGACCAUAAGGGCGAACGAGCUGCUGGUCCAGAUGGAGGACUUUGACGGAAAAGAAGCGUUCGCUCGUUACUCCUCAUUCUCCGUCGGCGCUGAAUCUGACGGUUACAGACUGAAUGUGUCUGGAUUCAUUGACGGGGGAGCUGGUGAGUUUACCCCCUCUGAUGCUCACAUGAGGACGUCGCAUUUUGGGUUUCCUGCACCCUAAACUUGAUUCUGCUCAGCUUAGACCUGCUGUCCUCUUUCAUGGACACUUUUUUUGCCACCAGAGAUAUGAACAAGAGUCCCUUCGAGUCUUCAGACUCAAAGGUUGCAUGAACUUUCUUGAGGCGGACCAAAAGUCCUCCUUCAGAGCCUCCAACAGGUUUGUGCUUUGGUGACAGACGCAGCUGCUGCUGCUGCACAGUCAUCCACGAGAACAUUUUUUUAAAUAUCCAUCCAUCCAUUUUCUUCCGCUUA
This is a messenger RNA of Plectropomus leopardus (leopard coralgrouper), 1271 nucleotides long. NCBI's taxonomy places the organism in Eukaryota, Metazoa, Chordata, Actinopteri, Perciformes, Serranidae. The record is from RefSeq and is a predicted model, not a curated record.